GGUCGGGAUUUCUCAGUCGGCCCCGAGACGUUGGAGGAGUCACACGUUUCUUUGCAGAGCGCUUGUUCCCUCUUUGACAUUUUUAUUCGAGUGAUCCUACAGCGGUGCUUCAUUCUCAAAUAGAGUAGAUUGGAAUUCAUUAACAAUUCUAGUAAACGUAAUUUUCGAUUCUAAAAAAAGCCGACAGCAACCCAAAUGAAAACGUCAAUGGAAAUAAUGGCCGUUUCUUAAUCCUUGUCUUAGGUUUUGAAUUGGACUGUUUCGCUGAAUAGCCUGUCGCUCACGCUCCCGACUCUUCGUCUUCUUCUCCGACUGUGAAAAAUCGUGAUUGUGGGAUCCAGCAAACCAGAAAAAAGAGGGGCAGCAAAGAUUGUGAACUUUUCAUUUUUCUUGAAUUAAAGAAAACAAAAACACACACAUUUGCAAAAAUGGCCACUUCGGAUAUUGUUGGAUUUUAUCGUGAUCGUUCCGUAUUCAUUACCGGCGCCACGGGAUUUAUGGGCAAAGUCCUCGUAGAGAAACUUCUACGAUGCUGCCCAGGUGUCAAAACACUCUACCUUUUGAUGAGGCCCAAAGCGGGCAAUGACAUCCGCACACGUUUGGAAGAACUCAUCAGCACAAAGGUAUUUGACAAUCUUCGACGGGAUUCACCGGAGCUGAUGAACAAAUUAGUGCCCAUCGCCGGUGAUAUGUCGUUGCCAAGUUUGGGCGUCUCUGCCACGGAUAUUAAAAUGUUAAGCGACAAUGUCUCCAUUGUCUUCCACUCGGCGGCCACCGUCAAAUUUGACGAAGCGCUUAAAAGCGCCGUCGAGAUGAAUCUGAAAGGAACAAUGCGACUUAUCGAGCUUGUCCGCAAACUGGAACACCUUGACGCUCUCGUCCACGUUUCGACAGCCUACGCCAAUUGCGAUAAAGAUGAAAUCGCUGAAAUGAUUUACCCGCCACCGGCCGAUCCACACAAGUUAAUGGAAUGUGUCGAUUGGAUGGACGAAGAAUUACUGAAGGGCAUCACUAAAAAAUUGAUUGGCAAACGCCCCAAUACUUACACGUACACAAAAGCGCUGGCCGAGCACCUUCUAAUGGAAGAAUGCGGCGGUAUUCCACUGGCCAUCGUUCGACCGACUAUUGUAACAGCCGCCAUGAAAGAACCGAUUCCCGGCUGGGUGGACAACCUCAACGGACCAACAGGUUUGAUCGCCGGAGCUGGUAAAGGUCUACUUAGGACGCUGUGGUGCCAUACAACGAUGGUUGCCGAUGUCAUUCCCGUCGAAUUCCCCAUCAAUUUGAUGAUUGCUGUUGCUUGGCACACUGCCACACACAAACCCAACAACAUAAUAGUAUACAAUUGCGCCUCCGGCUACCACAACCCACUGACCUGGGGAGAAAUUGAACGUCAAGGGCGAGUAGCUCUGCUCAAGUACCCCAUGAGUGACGUGCUUUGGUACCCCAGCGGUAGCUUCAAAAGUAACCUCACCCUGCACAAGAUUGAUGUCGUGUUGUAUCAUUACUUGCCCGCCUACUUUCUCGAUUUUCUGGCUCGGAUGAGUGGUAAUCCCGCCAUGCUGGUUCGCCUUUACGAUAAAGCCCAUCGCGCCAUGUCGUGCCUCAACUAUUUUACAACUCACGAAUGGCGAUUCAUCAGUGAGAACCCCAUCCAAUUGUUGGAGAAGAUGUCAGCCGAGGACCGACGCGUCUUUUACUUUGACGUUCGCACCAUCGACUGGCCUUCCUACAUUGAAACUUAUGCCCUUGGCACUCGCCGUUUCAUCCUUAAAGACGACCCCAGCACCUUGCCGGCUGCUAGGAGGCACAUGACACGGAUGUUUUGGAUUCAGCAAAUAUCACGCGUUGCCAUAUUGCUGCUCUUCUGGAGGGCCGUCGUUUCACGUUCAGAGACGGCCCGUCGUGUUUGGAACCUGGCCUUCACCAUGCUCGUUUCGAUGAUGCGGCGGAUGUCUGCCGGCGCCGGAAUUGGUAUCGCCAAGUAAAAAAAAAAACUAAAAGGGGAAAAAUAGAAAAUGGAUCGUGUGCAAAAGGGCGACAUUUUGUUUUUGCCGUUUGCCAAUCCUUUGUUUAUUAGAGAGAAAAGGCUUAAGGAAAAUUCUUUUUCAAAAUCUUUUAUCUAUUACCCUUUUCCCAAUUUAUUUUCUCUUAUCUACCAAGAGUCUGAUAUUUGGCUCACUCUAUGCAUCACGAACAAAUUUUUUAAAAAGAAACACAAAUAGUUAUGUCUCUAAAUAAUAAUAAGUCUUGGAUUUACCUGUAUUGGAAGAAAAUAUUCCUCUGAUGGAUGUUUUUGCCCUCCAUGUCACCAUCUUGACUUUGCUACAUGUCUCUUAUAUUCACGUGUGAGUGUUUUGUGAAUGUGAAGUAUGGUUGUGCCCAGCAUUUUUAUCCGAAUUGUCUCUGAUCUUUCAAGAAAAGAAGAAGACGUGAAAAAAAGGACGAAGAAAAAAGUCGAGAUAUGUCCAAAGCCAGCGUUGACGUCAACAACUCCUCAACUCCUUCCAAAGCAGUUUCGAUGUCGAUAGCUCCAAUUAAAUAGAAUUUAUGUUUUUAUACCCCUCCAACUUCCUCCAACCUCCACUCAUCUUGAUGACCAAAUUAUUUUUUGGGCUUCAAUUAGAAAAAAGCCUUUGCACUGGAAACGAAUAAAACAAAGAGUUUCAGAUAUUUAGACAGAAAAGACAACAGUUUUUCCCUCCAUUGCACAAGAAGUUAAGGAUGUUGAUGGAGAAAAACAUUCAACGAUAAUUAAAGAAUGUGUACAUAUAGAGCGAGCCAUAACGAAAUGGAGGAAUGGGGUCAGCAUUCGAAUUGGCUCUAUUUCCUUUUUUGUUUUGCAAUAAUGUGUCUUUUUAACAAUAUGUAUUGCUUUUAUUAUUAAUUGUCUAGCCAUUUGUCUCUCCCAUUUCCCCCCUUAUCAUCGUUUGCUCAAAGAGUUUUUUUUUCUGUCCGAUUGUGCUCAUAAUCGUUUCGUCUCGCACUUUACGUCUUUGUAUUCCCCAUAGAGGUCCGUUUGGCUCAUAAGAUGCUAGAAAACGACAAGCUGCUAUAAGCACGUCCACAGUUGUAUAAGAGAAUUUGGUAAUAUCGUCAUUGCGAUUUUACGCAUCCCUCCGCCUGUACGUCACCAAGAAACAUUCCAAUCUAACGAUAUAUAUCAGACACCUUCCAAAAUUUUGAGAUUACGUGGUUAGCACAUUACUGCAAGUCAGGGUUUUGUCUCUUUCUAUAUUUCACUUCUUGGCAUUUUUCUUCACUACCCCUUUUAUCAUCACCUUUUCUAAGGCCUCAUAUUUUAUUACUUCUAAACAGACAAACAAAAAAGAAGGUUAAACGGCUCAUUCAAUGUGUACAUUUGUGUAACUGAAAUGUGCGAAUGUCAUCUUUGAGCGUGGCUGCUUGAUCAAGUGUUGCUGUUCCAAUCUCCCAGGAUCGUUUCUGCCACCCAAGCGCACCUCGGGUUAGGGAUAAAAGUCCGGCAACUUUUUUUAAAAUUUUGCUUUGACUUCUGAAUCCGUGUUACUUUACUGAUUUGGGCUGCAAUACUUUUAGCGGACAAUCUGCAGAUCGAUAGAAAACUUGAAUCGUUGAAUGUGUUAAUUGCCAGAUUUUUGUUUCGGACUGGCGUAUAAUUUAUUGUUCGCUAUUGUCAGCGGCCUUGUUGCAAUGAUUUUUUCCCAUUCAAAAUUUUGUUUAGAUUUGAAUUUUUCAUUUGUUGUGUGAAUGUGACCCUUGCCUAGUUUUUAUCCGUCAGUGUGCUUCUUGAGUUUAAAAUUCGAGUGCUAGAAUUGGUAUUUGCGUGUGACUGGGAAAAGUUAUGUUUUUAUUUUACCACCCACAAAAAAAUGAUACGAGAUGGUUCGUUUUUCUUUGCACUGCGCUCAUUGAUAGUUCGACAUCUUCAUCCCUUUCUGCUCUUCCCAAACUGAAUCGGUUGGUGUAGAUCACAGACAGUUUAAUACAAAUAUAUACAGUU
This is a messenger RNA of Daphnia pulicaria, 3982 nucleotides long. RefSeq names its product putative fatty acyl-CoA reductase CG5065. Gene Ontology annotation, molecular function: alcohol-forming very long-chain fatty acyl-CoA reductase (NADP+) activity. NCBI's taxonomy places the organism in Eukaryota, Metazoa, Arthropoda, Branchiopoda, Diplostraca, Daphniidae. The coding region runs from base 429 to 1988 and encodes 519 amino acids. The transcript is spliced from 9 exons. Gene Ontology annotation, biological process: long-chain fatty-acyl-CoA metabolic process. Gene Ontology annotation, cellular component: peroxisome. The record is from RefSeq and is a predicted model, not a curated record.